Molecule: messenger RNA, 1074 nt
Organism: Closterium sp. Naga37s-1
Lineage: Eukaryota; Viridiplantae; Streptophyta; Zygnematophyceae; Desmidiales; Closteriaceae
Source: the annotation of a GenBank genome assembly
AUGUGCGCAACUGUUGCAGCAAUAGAGUCACUGCGUACGUCGGUAACACCAGUGGUGACACCAGUGGUAACACCAGUGGUGACACCAGUGGUGACAUCAGUGGUGACACCAGUGGUGACAUCAGUGGUGACAUCAGUGGUGACAUCAGUGGUGACAUCAGUGGUGACAUCAAUGACACCAGUGGUGGGAGUAAUUGCUGCUGCUGUUGUUGUUGCUGCUGCUGAUGAUGAUGCUGCUGCAGCUGUUGCUGUUGCUCCCCCUGCUGCUGCUGCUGCUGCUGCUGCUGCUGCUGCUGCUGCUGCUGCUGCUGCUGCUGCUGCUGCUGCUGCUGCUGCUGCUGCUGCUGCUGCUGCUGCUGCUGCUGUUGAUGUUGCUGUUGCUGCUGUUGUUGCUGCUGUUGCUGCUCCUGCUGCUGGUGGCGCUGCUGCUGCUGCUGCUGCCACUGUUGGUGGUGCUCCUGCUGCUGGUGCUGCUGCUGCUGCUGCUGCUGCUGCUGCUGCUGCUGCUGCUGCUGCUGCUGCUGCUGCUGCUGCUGCUGCUGCUGCUGCUGCUGCUGCCUCUGUUGCCGUUGCCACUGCUCCUGUUGCUGCAGCUGCUGGUGCUGCUUCUGUUGCUGCUGGUGCUGCUGUUGCUGUUGCCACUGCUCGUAUUGCUGCUGCUGCUGCUGCUGGCAGUGAUACUGGAGCUGCUGCUGCUGCUGCUGCUGCUGCUGCUGCUGCUGCUGUUGUGGUUGCCACUGCUCCUGUUGCUGUUGCUGUUGCUGCAAUUGCUGCUGCUGCUGCUGCUGCUGCUGCUGCAAUUGCUGCUGCUGCUGCUGCUGCUGCUGCUGCUGCUGCUGCUGCUGCUGCUGCUGCUGGGACGGCAACAGGUGCAUGGAAGGAAAGUGGCUGGAAGCUUACUGAUGCUGACGUUGCUGCUGCAGGUAUGGCAAGGGGUGGAUGGAAGGAAAGUGGUUGGAAGCUUUCGGGUCGAAGAAAGGGCGAAGGUGCAACGGUGCUGGUGCGAGAGGGUACUAGGAGGGAUCUAGAAGGAGGGCAGGUUGUAGCAGGAGGGCAGGUUGUAGCAGGAGGGUAA